AUGAAGACCUUCGCAAUCCUUGGAGCCCUCUUCUCCUCUGCCCUCGCUCAAACCCUCUGUGACCAGUAUGCCACCUACAGCAACGGCCGGUAUACCGUCAACAACAACCUCUGGGGCAAGAGCUCCGGCUCCGGCUCCCAAUGCACCUACGUCGACAGCAUCUCCAACUCCGGCGUAGCCUGGCACACAACCUGGACAUGGUCCGGCGGCGACAACCAGGUCAAAAGCUACGCCAACUCGCAGGUCUCCUUGACCAAGAAGCUUGUCAGCCAGAUCAGCAGUAUCCCAACCACCGUGCAGUGGAGCUACGAUAAGACCAACACUCGCGCAGACGUAGCGUACGACCUGUUCACAGCUGCGGAUAUCAACCAUGUCACCUACAGCGGGGACUAUGAACUGAUGAUCUGGCUCGCUCGCUACGGUAGCGUCCAACCCAUCGGCUCGCAGAUCGACAGCGUCAGCAUUGGGGGCCAUACCUGGCAGCUGUGGUACGGCGGCAGUACCCAGAAGACGUACAGCUUUGUCUCUGCCACCCCGAUCACCUCCUUCAGUGGCGAUGUCAUGGACUUUUGGGACUACCUGACCAGCAGGCAUGGCUACCCUGCUUCAAGCCAGUACCUGAUCAAUAUGCAAUUCGGGACUGAGCCAUUUACUGGUGGUCCUGCCACAUUGAGGGUGUCACAGUGGACCGCCAGUGUGAACUAG
Messenger RNA from Aspergillus novofumigatus IBT 16806, 705 nucleotides. Its product is annotated as glycoside hydrolase family 12 protein. Bases 1 to 705 code for a protein of 234 amino acids. The transcript has 3 exons. NCBI's taxonomy places the organism in Eukaryota, Fungi, Ascomycota, Eurotiomycetes, Eurotiales, Aspergillaceae. Gene Ontology annotation, molecular function: cellulase activity. Gene Ontology annotation, biological process: polysaccharide catabolic process. The record is from RefSeq and is a predicted model, not a curated record.